AUGGUAACAGUCAUCCCCGUGGAGAAGGGUUCUGGCUCAAUCCCGGAGGCCAGUUUAACUGUUGCCCUUGUUGCGGGAUUGGUUUUUGAGAGCAACCAGCAGGACUCUAAAUCACCAGCUCUUUCUAAAAGCAAACGUCCCUGCAACUAUCCCACCAACACUCGAUGCUGGACAGACUGGUUUGACAGAGAUGACCCAGGUGGACGUGGAGACUUCGAAGUUCUCAACCAUCUUCGCAGUGAGAACCCAGGAAAGAUCUGCGCUAACCCAGUAGAUAUUGAGGUCACAACUCUAUCCGGGCUCAGUGCGACUUCAACAGGGGAUGUGUUUCAUAAAAUGGACACAACUACAGGAUUCAUCUGCAGAAAGACAGACCAGUCCUCGAAGAAAUGCAAUGAUUAUCGUGUUCGUUUCAGCUGCCAUCCCCCUUUCUGUGGCGGAGGAGUGUGCUGGACCAAGUGGUAUGACCGUGACGACCCCAGUGGAACCGGGGACUGGGAGCUUUUGAAGAACCUGAGGAAAGAAAACCCAGAUGAAAUCUGUGAUAACCCUCUGUUCAUCGAAGCUGUCACCACUGACACACUGACCCCAGCCGUCGACACAGGGGAGACCUUCAAUGUCUUCAGUCCAACUAAAGGAUUUGUGUGCCUUAAAAAGGACCAGAGCGAUGGCACCUGCCGUGACUACAAAGUUCGGUUUGGAUGCCCAUGCAGUGUUAAAAAUCCAGAAGAAUGCUGAGAGGAAUGGGGAGAGAAGACGUUCCAAUUCUUAUCACUUUCAUUUUUUUCUGAUGUUUCUUUUCUUCUAUUCUUCUGUUACUGUUCCUGAUUGAAGAAAUAUGUAGAACUAGGUUUGUUUUCAUUUUUACUUGUCAUAGUUGGAAAAGCACUCGUGUUACUAAUAGCGUUAACGACGGCUCUGAUCCAUUCAAGUCGCCCAAUGUGACGGUGAGCCAGCAUGAAUGACACCAGGACCCUGAAACUAAAUCAGCUACAUGGAGUUCAACGUUAAUUCUAUUAUUUACAUCUAUCCUUUUCCUACCAUGAAAUGUCAAAUUAUCUUUGGUGGAAAAAUGGCUUAUUAGGUGGUUUAUCAGUUGAUCUUUUCUUUAUAGUUAUUAUGAAAUCAUUAUCUUGUAUGACGACUGUAGAAAACAAAUCACCAGCAUUAAAAAUACUGAAAAACAGCAAAUCUCUUUUCUGAUUAAGUUUCCACUCUACACAGCUUAUUAGGACGGCACUAAUGGGCUCACAGGCUUACAUGAAGUUGUGAUUUGGUGUGAGUAAUGCAGACAUAUGUGUUCUCAACAGAUGGUGGGAAAUGAUACGAUAUACAGACAGUAGGAGGUGCUGGAUAGCAGUGCUGUUUAACAGCAAUGUGGGAAAUGUGGAAAAGUCAGUGAAUCUAA
This is a messenger RNA of Seriola aureovittata, 1408 nucleotides long. Its product is annotated as cartilage intermediate layer protein 2-like. The transcript has 8 exons. Bases 1 to 738 code for a protein of 245 amino acids. The record is from RefSeq and is a predicted model, not a curated record. Lineage: Eukaryota; Metazoa; Chordata; Actinopteri; Carangiformes; Carangidae.